GGCAUGGCGGGGGCUGCGCUCCGGCGUCGCGAGGCGGCAGGGCCCGUCUGGCGUGGACGCGGGAAGGGUCAAGGCCGGCGCGAUCAGGUUCCCGCCAGAGAACGGCCGCGGGAACAUCGAGUACAAGAAGAAACUCUCGGCCGCGGUGGGCUCGGAGCGCUUCGACGAGCUGGUGACGCAGCUCAACUGGCGCAUGCGCGAGUGCGCGGAUGAUUCUGCUGAAGCAUGCGUCGACAUCGGCGUCGACGACUUGGGACAUCACCGCGAGGCUAUCUACCACAUAGGCGUGGCAGACGAUGGAAGCGUCGUGGGGCUGGACGAGGAGGAACUGGCGUUGUCUAUCCAAACCUUGGACGCAAUGGCGUCCGAGAUAUCUGCAGUUGCCACGGUUGUGAGCAGAAGAGACGGUUUGCCACCAGGCAACCGCUCUAUUGUGACAGCAUUAGUGAGGCCUGCACAGAAGGACGGUAUCAGGGAGUCUGGCUUCGAGGCAAUUAGGAUCUGCACCGUGGGGAAUGUCGACUCUGGCAAGUCCACUCUCAUGGGCGUGCUGUCGCGCGGCACGCGCGACGAUGGCCGCGGCCGUGCGCGUUCGGCCGUGUUCAAUCACCAGCAUGAGGCCGACACUGGGAGGACUUCCAGCAUCGCCAGCCUGCUGCUGGGCUUCGACGUGGGAGGCCGAGUGGUCAACUACGUGGAAGAUGACGGGAGGGCAUUCCGCACGGAGGAGCCGCAGCACAGGGCCGUGCUCGAUGGGGGGGAUGCGGCAGUUGUGCAGCGCGCAGCCAAGCUGGUCACGUUCUCCGACCUCUGCGGCCACGAGCGAUACUUCAAGACGACGCUGAGUGGCCUCAUCGGUCUGAGUCCGGACUACCUCUUGUGCACACUGGACGCAAACAGGGGCGAGAUGCGCGGGAUGAUCCACGAGCAUCUGAUGGUGGGGAGCAUACUGUCCAUCCCGACGAUCGUAUGUCUCACCAAGGUGGACAUGGCGUCGGACGAUGCGGUCUCGUCAACCCUGGCCGACCUGAAGAGGACGAUGAAAUCGAUGGACGCACCACUCUUCAGGAUCAAGGAUAAGCACGACGUUGUAAUGGCCUCCGAGCGCGUGCUGCAGGGGUACGUUCCCGUGGUGCUGUGCUCCGCCGUGACGGGGCACAUGAUCCCAGAGUUGAAGCUCCUCCUCAAUCUGCUGAAGAAGCGGUCGCGGCCCUCGGUGAAGGCGGGCACGGACGUGCACGUCGUCGUCGAGGACGUCUUCCCACAGGUGCCAGGGGUGGGCCUGGUCGUGAGCGGGCGGAUCGUGAGGGGCACCGUCAGGGUUGGCGACCCUCUGAUGGUGGGGCCCCUGGUGAGCGCAAAGGGCAUCCCGCUGGGCAAGAGCGGUUUCCUCGAGGCCAGGGUCUCAUCCAUGCGGUUCGAGGACGCCCCAGCGUCGGAGCUGGGGGCAGGCUCCGUGGGCACCUUUGCGCUCAAGCUGCAGGGCAAGAGCAAGGCCGCGGUCGCCGAGAACCCUGGCGUGAUCUCGAGGGGCAGGGUGCUGCUCAGCAAGCAGUCCCCGCUGACAGCGACCACACACCUCAAGGCCAACAUCAGCAUACUGCAGCACCCCAGCUCCAUCAAGGUGGGCUACGAGCCCGUGCUGCACGUGGGGAUGGUGCGGCACACGGCCCGGCUUGUCGGGAUGCAAGGGGAGGGGGUGAGCACGCUGAGGGCGGGCGACUCCGCCGAGGUGCUGUUCCGCUGGAAGGGCCACCCGGAGGUGAUAGAGGUGGGCGCUCCGAUCGUGUUCCGCGAGGCCCUGGUCAAGGGCGUGGGCACGGUCACAUGGGUCGGUGAGAUGGAGUCAGAGGCCGCCGCCAGCGCCAGGAAGGGCCAGGCCAAGGCUGGGAAGGCCGAAGAGACAGGGCGGCCGCAUAAGAAGAAGAGGAAAGGUGGCCGGCGAAACCGUUGA
Molecule: messenger RNA, 1954 nt
Organism: Prorocentrum cordatum
Lineage: Eukaryota; Dinophyceae; Prorocentrales; Prorocentraceae
Source: the annotation of a GenBank genome assembly